This is a messenger RNA of Sitophilus oryzae (rice weevil), 2101 nucleotides long. Its product is annotated as protein DENND6A. NCBI's taxonomy places the organism in Eukaryota, Metazoa, Arthropoda, Insecta, Coleoptera, Curculionidae. Gene Ontology annotation, cellular component: recycling endosome. The coding region runs from base 130 to 1824 and encodes 564 amino acids. The transcript has 8 exons. The record is from RefSeq and is a predicted model, not a curated record. Gene Ontology annotation, molecular function: guanyl-nucleotide exchange factor activity.
UAAACGUCACGUCAGGUCAAAUUCCCUCAAAAUUUUUUAUAAUUUUAUUUAUAACAAACAUUUUGUGCUUUGAUAUUAUUCUUGGUGCAAAAUUUCUCCCGCAGUUAUGUUUGUAUUAAUUAAAUAAUAAUGACAGAUGGACCAAAUAAUAUUGACAGUAAAGGAAUAAUAAAUCAAAAUGUAUGGGAUGGAUUUUCCAAAUGGUUUCACUGUAUUUGUGUUGUUACAUUUGAUUUAGAAUUAGGGCAAGCUCUUGAGAAUAUCUACCCAAGAGAUGUGAAAUUAUCAAAACAAGAUAUAUCGAAUAUUUGUUACCUGGCCUUUCCUGAUUCAAAUUCAGGAUGUAUGGGCGAUACAACUUUUGUUAUAAGGCUGCAGUCUAAAAGUGAGAAGAUGUUGAGAUCUGAACAUGUAACUUAUAAUAGCAAAUGUCCACCUCUAUUAAAAAUUGAUGAAUCAUACCUCUGGGGGUAUGUUUAUUUUCGACAAGUGAAGGACUUAACUUUACCAAGGGGAUAUUUCCAAAAGAGUAUUGUUAUGCUGUCUUACUUUCCAUUUAAUAAUUUGUUUAGUAAAAUAUGUAGUUAUAUUGCACCAGAAUAUUUUGAGCAUGGUGAAGAAACUCUAGAAGUUGCCUGUUAUAAUAUAGCAUUAUGGUCACCUCCUGUUGCUGGAGUUGCUCUUAGCUUACCAAUUUUAGGAUCAGUGUUUCAAACAUUUAUACCAUUAUCAGCUACAGGCAUUGGUUCUAUAAAUUCAACUCUUGCUUUAUUGGGUAAUGAAUCAAACGAGAGUCAAAAAGUAAUUCAAGUUGAUGAUCUAAAUUUAUUUGAAAUUUUACAACCUGUUUUAUCCCAUGUCCAUUUAUUAUGGGAACUUGUUAUUACUUCAGAACCUAUUGUUGUAAUGGCAUCAUCACCUACUGUUUGUUCCUCUAUGGUUUUAGCACUAACUAGGCUUAUUGCUCCCCUUCAGUACUGUGGUGAUUAUAGGCCAUAUUUUACAAUCCAUGAUAGUGAAUUUAAGCAAUAUACCAGUAAAGUACAUGGCCCUCCACCUGUCAUUUUAGGAGUGACAAAUCCAUUUUUUGCGAAAAGUUUUCAGCACUGGCCCCACACUAUUAGGCUUAAUGAUGAAACUGGGGAAACUCAAAAGUACAAAUUAAAAAAGACACAUCAGACAAAGAUGAUUGAAAGCAACAGUGGAAUAUACACUUCAUACAAACCUUUCUUACAAAAAGAUAAGAAUAUAAUAAAAAAACUUAAAGGAGGCGUAAAAAGACCUUAUGAAGCUCAGUCAAUCAUGUUAAGUAAGCAUUUAUUAGAAUUAACACAAAGUUUCAUGUUUCCACUGGAAAGGUAUAUUGCAAGUUUAUUACCUUUACAGAAGAAUAUCUCUGCAUUUAAGGCUGUGCCAACUCCCAAUCCAUUUAAUCCAGAUGAUUUCUUUGCAACUCUGGAUAAAACAGGUCCACAUUUAACCCUGAACAAAACUGGAAUUAAAGGGGACUGGAUUGGUUUGUACAGGAAAUUUUUUAGAUCUCCCAAUUUUAAAACGUGGUUUAAUGCCAGGUAUACUGAAUUAAGUUUGAAAUUGCAAGCUUUACAUGCAGAAGCUUUAUCCACAGUGGACAUUACAAAUUGGGUUAGGGGAAGGCCUGAAGUUGAAAUUGUCGAUAUGGUUAUGCGCCUCAAGAGCAAAAUUUGCAAAUGCAAUUGCGACGUCCCUGUCAGUGAUUCUGUAAAGCAACAAUUAAAUCAACGAAUGCAUGACAUUGCCACAUCACUUCCAGAAGACUUAAAAAAUAUUUUGCAAAUUUCAUGAUACUGGUUUUAAGGGUUGGACCUUACAACCCUUAAAACUGACUAUUUUUGUUUCAUUAUGAAAAUAGACGAAUUUUAUAACCAGUUGAAUUUUGUGUAAAGGAUUCAUCAGAUUAUCUAGCUACUCAAAACUAUUUUGUUAUGAUAAUUGUUAUAUUCUCAAGAACAAAACAACACUCAAGUCAUUUUUAUGGAAGAAAAUCUGUUAAAUAUUGUAUAUGUUAAAUUCGUCCAUUGAUCAAUUUUUUAUAAAUCUAUAAAUAAACAUUUAUUUUUUA